GAGGUUAAGUACCACGUUUGUCUUCAAUCAGAAUAUCAGAUAGCCAUAGAAGGUUUGAGGCCACCAAGAGAAAGCUUUGCCUUGAACACACCGAACUCUAAUCUCAGCGACAACUGCCAUCCGAGGACAUGAGCUUACAAAAGGCGUCGGACAUUAUUCAUUCACGAAGAACAUGCGUGGCUUGUCUCUUCCUCUAACUCCGGACCCUUCUCCUCUCUGUUUCUUCAAUCUGUCCCCGAUAUCUCCUCUUAGAAGAUCUUCUCUAUUCCGAUUACAAAAUCAUGCGAAUUUCUCAAUACCCAUUUGCAGAUACAGCUCGAUUCAUGCAUUUAAUGUGUUCUUGCGCUCUAGAAGGUCCUCAACGCCAAGUUUAUGGGCCUUAAAGAGAAAAAGCAGGAAUUUUGUUGUAAGGGCGAGUCGCAGAGAAUCUCCUUACGAAGUUCUUGGCGUUUCCCCUUCUGCUUCUGCGGGUGAAAUCAAGAGGGCUUAUCGGAAACUAGCUCUCAAGUAUCAUCCUGAUGUCAAUAAGGAGGCAAAUGCACAGGAGAAGUUUAUGAGAAUUAAACAUGCAUACAAUACGCUCCUGAAUUCAGAAUCACGCAGGAAGUACGAUGCUGGAAGUCGCGGAUCUGAUUUUUCCUAUUCUUCUGCUCAAAGAAGUAGGGUUUCACAAGAGGAAGAAGAGUUUUACGGAUUCGGUAAUUUUUUGAGAGAUGUUCAAAUAACAAUAGAGGACUUCUUCAGGGAUCUUCAAGAAGAAUUCAAGAACUGGGAGGAAAAUUCAUCGAAAGGAAAGCCAAAAAGCCUGUGGGAGGAAUUGGCGGAAAUUGGAGAAGAGUUUGUAGAAUUUCUCGAGAAGGAACUCAAUGUAUCAGAUAGCGAGACCGAAACCUAUAAUUACGAUGCAGGGCCUCAGAGUCGUGAUACUUCAGCAAGUCCUGGGACAGAGAAAACUGAAGCAGGCAAAGGAAGCAGCAUUGAGGACGACAUAGAUGAGAUAGAAGCCACUCUUGCUCGGUUAAAGAAGGAAUUGGGUUUGUAGUAGGGUCAACUUUUUGUUUGAAGAAUUCAUUAUCGAAGGAUAAAUGUUGUCACUCUAAAUAUUCUAGAGAAAUGGGUGAUUUCAGCUCUUAAACACCAGCAAGUGUCAAGUGGCCAUCGCAAAAGUCUCAUGAUUCUAUUCAUUUCUGGACAGUUACAGAUAGAAGUUGGCCUCCACUGAUUUCAAAUUGCCAAGAGGCAGAUCUUACAAUGCUGGCGAAAGCGUUAUUCUUUACUCUCAUUGCUCAUCAUUUUUGUCGGCUGUAGAAAAUAUUGAAUGCUACCACAACAAUAAUCGCUUGGAAUGAUGCUAUGACCUCUUACAUCUGUUUUUGUAAUCUUUUUUACUGUUGCAAUGAAAUCUCACGAGCUUGUUAAACAAUUUAUACUGGAAAAUAUAAAUAUCCUCUUCCGGAUUCAACAAUAGGCACUGACAA
Molecule: messenger RNA, 1478 nt
Organism: Morus notabilis
Lineage: Eukaryota; Viridiplantae; Streptophyta; Magnoliopsida; Rosales; Moraceae
Product: dnaJ homolog subfamily B member 9
Exons: 5
Coding region: 173-1042 (289 amino acids)
Biological process (GO): protein refolding
Cellular component (GO): cytoplasm
Source: RefSeq, a predicted model, not a curated record